Ricinus communis (castor bean) is the source of this 4255-nucleotide messenger RNA. Its product is annotated as protein transport protein Sec24-like At4g32640. Gene Ontology annotation, cellular component: endoplasmic reticulum exit site; COPII vesicle coat. The transcript is spliced from 21 exons. The coding region runs from base 352 to 3105 and encodes 917 amino acids. Gene Ontology annotation, molecular function: zinc ion binding; SNARE binding. NCBI's taxonomy places the organism in Eukaryota, Viridiplantae, Streptophyta, Magnoliopsida, Malpighiales, Euphorbiaceae. The record is from RefSeq and is a predicted model, not a curated record. Gene Ontology annotation, biological process: endoplasmic reticulum to Golgi vesicle-mediated transport; intracellular protein transport; COPII-coated vesicle cargo loading.
AAUGGAGCUGCUUACCCGCGGACGCGGUAGUGCAGUGUCAGUCUUUUCUGACGUGAUGCGUUUCAAUUUUUUUACCAUUGAGAAAAUCCAACAGUAGCUUAUAAAUAGACAGUUGAAAAAAUGCCCGCCUUUCUCUCUUUCAUUCAUCUCUCCAAACACUACUCUCUCUCCGAUCCAGAAACAGAAACAGAAUCGCAAUUGAAGUCUCAUUUCUCUCUUUCUCUAUUUCCAAAACCCUAAUCUCAGAUCUAUACUAUGGACCUCUAUAUUCUUUCACUUUAGACUACUGCUUCUCUCUCAUCCUAAGGUACUUUAUUGGUGAAGAGGAGUUUGAUUGAUUUGAAUUGAAUUAUGGCAUCUCCUAUGCCUAGAGAGCCACCUACUAGGCCUGGUUAUAAUAAUAAUACCAAUAAUGAACAAACACCACCACCACCGCUACCUCCUAAUUACAUUCUCAAUGCUAAUUCUUUAGCUGAAUAUGUGCAUAGUUUGAAUUUGAAUCAACCUACUGCCAUGCCUAAUUCCGGUCCUAGUUGUCCACCUUUUGUUCAACUGCCGCCUUUUCCACAAACUGGAGCCGCACCUAUUGCUUCCCAUCCAAUGUCUCGCCCUGGCCCUCCACCUGGUGCAUUGGCAAGACCUGCAGUGCUUCCCUCACCAUCCCCACCAUCACCUACAUUGCCUCCGAAUGUUGCUCCUGGAAGGCCUGCUGGUCCUACUGUUGUUAAUCUGCCACCUUCUACUUCUGGAUCUAGGUUGCCACCUCCAGGGUCUUUGUCCAUGGGUGGUCCAGCCAUUGCUCCUCCUCCUGGGUCAUCACCUUCUGCUUUGUCUACUGGUCUGACUGCUGUGCCACCACCAGGUGCUCGUCCAAGUCCUUUUGCUUCAUCUCCACCUUUUAGUGUUCGUCCAGCUGUCGCUCCUUCUAUUCAUCCAAAGAGUAAUGGACCGCCAUUCGCUUCUGGACCCAGAUUUCCUCCAGCUGGUAAUGCCACACAGCCAGUCAUGGGACCUCAGCUGCCAACAGGUUUAGCUCGUGGUCCUCCUCAGCCUCCAAGUAUGGGAUCUUUUCUAGGAAGUACUGCUGUUGGUGUUCCACCAGCACUUUCUAUGCAACCACUAUCCCAGUUUACUGCUGGAUCCCUGGAGUUUUCAUCUCCUCCAGGCCCUCCCUCAGGAGCACAGUCAUGGACAAUACAACCCCAACUGGUUGCUCCAACUCCACAGGUGCCUGGUUCUGUGCAGCCACCUGGAAUGUUUGGAAUGGCUCCACCACUGCCACAUCAAUCUAUGACUACCAUAUCACCUGCAAUGGGUCAAACUGGAUCCUCUCUGGCAGGGCCAUCAAAGAUUGAUCCCAGUCAAAUUCCAAGACCCAUUCCAAGUUCCACAAUUAUAGUGCAUGAAACACGUCAAGGAAAUCAGGCUAACCCUCCUCCGCCUGCUACAAGUGAGUAUAUGGUCAGAGACACUGGUAAUUGCAGUCCACGAUACAUGAGGUGUACCAUCAAUCAGAUCCCUUGCACUGUUGACCUUUUGAACACGUCGGGUAUGCAAUUGGCUUUGUUGGUCCAACCUUUGGCUCUUCUUCCUCCAUCUGAGGAGCCCAUCCAAGUUGUGGACUUUGGGGAAAGUGGUCCGGUUCGGUGUUCACGUUGCAAAGGUUACAUAAAUCCUUUCAUGAGGUUCAUUGAUCAGGGAAGGCGGUUUAUCUGCAAUUUAUGUGGGUUUACCGAUGAGACUCCCCGUGACUAUCACUGCAAUCUAGGUCCAGAUGGUAGGCGUAGAGAUGCUGAUGAAAGGCCUGAAUUAUGUCGAGGAGCAGUUGAAUUUGUUGCUACCAAGGAAUACAUGGUGCGUGAACCAAUGCCAGCUGUGUAUUUUUUCCUCAUCGAUGUAUCCAUAAAUGCCAUUCAGACUGGCGCAGUAGCUGCAGCUUGCAUUGCAAUCAGUCGAGUUAUUUCUGAUCUUCCAGAAGGUCCUCGGACAAUGGUGGGGAUUGCAACAUUUGACUCAACAAUCCAUUUUUACAAUUUAAAACGUGCAUUACAGCAGCCAUUGAUGCUCAUUGUACCUGAUAUUGAAGAUGUUUACACCCCUCUACAUAGUGAUGUAAUUGUUCAGCUUUCUGAGUGUCGCCAACAUUUGGAAAUAUUGCUAGAAACCAUCCCAUCCAUGUUUCAGAGUAAUAAAACUUCUGAUUCAGCCUUUGGUGCAGCAAUCAAGGCAGCUUUCUUGGCAAUGAAGAGUACUGGAGGGAAGCUUCUGGUAUUUCAGUCAGUCUUGCCAUCCCUUGGCAUUGGAUCCCUUUCCUCUAGGGAGGCUGAAGGGAGAACCAACAUCUCAUCAGGGGAGAAGGAGGCCCACACAUUGUUGCAACCAGCAGAUAAAACUUUUAAAACUAUGGCAAUAGAGCUUGCUGAGUCUCAGGUUUGUGUUGAUGUCUUCCUCACAACUCAAACUUAUGUGGACAUUACUUCCAUCUCUGUCAUUCCAAGAACUACUGGUGGGCAGGUUUAUUACUAUUACCCCUUUUCAGCUCUUUCUGAUCCUGCCAAGCUUUACAAUGAUCUCAGAUGGAAUAUCACCAGGUCACAAGGUUUUGAGGCUGUCAUGCGUGUAAGAUGCAGUCAGGGUAUUCAAGUACAAGAGUACUCUGGAAACUUCUGCAAACGCGUUCCAACUGACAUUGACCUACCUGGGAUUGACUGUGACAAAACCAUAAUGAUAACUUUGAAGCAUGACGAUAAAUUGCAGGAUGGCUCAGAAUGUGCUUUUCAGUGUGCCCUUCUUUACACCACUGUUUAUGGCCAGAGAAGAAUUCGUGUCAUAACUUUGUCAUUGCCAUGUACGAACAUGCUCAGUAAUUUGUUUCGUACAGCUGAUUUGGAUACCCAAUUUGCAUGUUUGUUGAAGCAAGUGGCAAGUAGAAUUCGUUCCAGCCCAGUAGUAAUUGUCAGGGAGCAAGUGACGGAGCUGUGCAUCAACAUUCUGCUUUCAUAUCGUAAAUUUUGUGCCACUGUAUCAUCAACUGGACAACUUAUUCUUCCGGAGGCACUUAAGCUGUUGCCUUUAUAUAACCUUGAACAUGUACACUUCUCUUGAUGGAAUUGUGAUUAGUCAUGCUUAGAUCACGUAAGACGUUUUUAUAGUAGUUUUCAUCUGUAUAACUUGAGUUUUAGAUUGCUUUACAUGUAGAGACACAGAUUGAAACUAUGUUAAAGAGUACAUUCUACAUAAAACAGAUUAUGAUAUUCAUGAAAUUAUGAUGGGCAUAAACUUUAUGACUGUAGUUUAUAAUAGUGCCAAGUCUCAUAGAGGUCCUUGCUAGCUUGAUUAAUCUAUUUGGUUAGGCCUUAUCAGUGCUGGUAGCCUUCUUUCUCUGUUUCAUUCUUUCUUCUCCUUUGCAUGGAGGACAUGUCUAAAAUACAUAUGCCCUAAUAUACUUGUGAACAAUUUUCCUUUUUCAGUGGAACCUAGAAUAGUUAUCUAUAUUACAUUGUUUACUUGGACAAGAUACCACAGGAUGUUAAAAGCUUUGUUAAGAGAGAAAUUUUAAGAGGGAUGUACCUAGACUUAAUGAUACAAAAAACAAAGUGAUGUAAUUAAUAAGGGAAUGCUUUCCAAUCAUAUUGAAUAGCAAAGACACUCCUGAAGGGAAGGCUCACAAAUAACCUAAGACACCAACUUUAUUCCAUCGUGGUUUGAAAGAAAGGAAUGGUGCCUUAAAAAGUGUAUUAUUUCUCUCUAUCCAUAAUACUGCAAGAAGGCUGAAUUUUACCAGACUUUUCAUCCAUUGUACUGCCUAAAUCUCUCCAUCUCAGACCCCUUUUAUUUUUUAUUUUUUUUUUCUUUUGUCAUCCUUGUAUAUUGAAAGUUAAUCUGGCUUUAGUAAAAGGUUUUUUGAACUUUGAUCCUUAGAUGCGGUGCUUGUGUGAAUGAUACUUGUAUCUUCAACAUUUCAGUUUACUUUCAUGGCUGACUUUCAUUAUAAUAAUUUAAGGUGGUAGAAUGGUAGUGUAACAAUUAAUUCUUUACAUUUUAUCUUUAAUUGAAAUGUGUAAACUGGACAUUUGCUACCACUGAUAUUGGAUAAGUUGUUUGUGACAGCCACUUUAAUUUCUGUAAUUUUCAUUUUAUUAGUCUUAUUUUUCUGUUUUUAAGUGAUUUUAUCGUGAUAACAAAUAACAGCAUCCGUUGUCCUAGUAAUAUUUUGCAGCAAGUGUGCUGGUCAGCUUCUGAAGAAGGGAAAUAC